Trichoderma reesei QM6a is the source of this 2226-nucleotide messenger RNA. RefSeq lists its product as uncharacterized. The transcript is spliced from 5 exons. Bases 1 to 2226 code for a protein of 741 amino acids. The record is from RefSeq and is a predicted model, not a curated record. Lineage: Eukaryota; Fungi; Ascomycota; Sordariomycetes; Hypocreales; Hypocreaceae.
AUGUCCAUAGCAGCGUCUACUUACCUAUCUACCUUCUUCCAUCUGUACGCUACCGCCCCAGUCUGGCUACGAGCCGCAACGAGUCAUGCCACGGGCCUGGAUGUAAACGUGGUGGUCUCACGGGAGAUUCUAAGCGCUUCAGUGCUGAGACUCACGGACUCGUCGAUUCGAGCCAAGCAAGCAAGCAAGCGCGGCUGCUCACCGACAGCAUCAUCCUUGGUCCAGCGGCCUGUUCCCGAGCUUUUCCGGAAAAAGCCUCUCGCGAGCCUCCCAAUUGCCAAGUCUCUCUUCCCCUUGUCACCAAUCUCGAUCUGUUCCUCUCCUCCUCUGUGGUUCAUCUACUCUAAGAUCUACGGUCAUGAGCCUCUGUCGGAUGCCUUCCGAGAUCCUUCGGCUCAUAGCACAUUGACCAGUCGCCACUUCGAGCACGUUAUCCGUGACGGGGUCAUUUGCCGAAGCGUCCUAGAGACCGCAAAGAAUGCCAGAUAUUCCCCAGAAUAUAGGCCUUUCAAGGACACAGAGGCCAAAGAUGACGCCAAACGAACGAAAGAGUAUGCCAGAGCUCUGAGAACACUCGUCAAAAGGCGCAGAGCCGUUCAGAUGGCGAGGCCUUUUCACGUCCUGGAAAUCUCCAGAGAAGCCGUUCACUUUAUAUAUGCAAAUGGCGCCGUGUGCUAUACUACGAAGCGAACCUCACCUGUCCAUCAACACCACCUGCGAAUACUGAAUCUGAAGGGCCCUUCUGCCAGAGAAGUGAGCAUAGACGUUCUUAAGCUGAUAGAGGCAUCCGCCGUAUCAGAUUUUGAAGAAAGCCGGCCGUACCACUUCAGACCGCUUUAUUAUGCGCACGGCAUAAUUUCAUGUUUUUUCGACCAGAGAAAAUCUCCCGGUACUGGUCGCUGGCUCAUCAUAUAUAGCCUGAAAGAUAACAGGAUUCUAAGCUCCUACCAUCUGCGCUCGAGUUCGAAUAUCUUUGUUCGCAACAACGAGACAUAUCUCUAUUAUGGCUCAAGGUCCGAACUGGUGGAGGGAAAGCGACGAUGGUCAAUUCGUAGGUUCGACCUGCAAAAGUCAAGCUGGUUACCUCGAAAAUCCAUCCUUCGGGAUUUGGUUGGCUCUGAUAUCGGAUCGACUAUAUGUUUCGAGCUCUUUGGCGACCACCUGUAUGGCGUUUCGAGCCAGGAAGCGACCGAAAUGGAAGAUGUCGAAUGGGGCUCGCCGAAAAGCCCGCCCAACUCGUUCUAUUACGCCUUCCAGCUCACUCUGGGAGAUCAUCCCACUAUCAAGGACUUGCCGAGAUGUGCUCUGUGGAGGCGAGGAGCCACAGACGGUCCAAUCGACGACCGUUGGAACCAACUUCAGCUCGGACAAGACGAGAAAACCGGCCAAUUGUCCAUAUUCGAAACCCGAAAGGAGUGGCUCACGUCAUGGAGCCGACGAUCCUGUUACCGAAAGCAGCUCUUCUGGCCCUCUUCUCUCGAGAACACCGACGAGCAUCCCGAGGGCAAGUCCUACAACGGUUGGAACAUUACGCCCCCAAAGGAGAUGGAGUUGGGGAACAGUGUCCACCGAGGUGAUAACGGCUUCUGCGCUUCAACGUUUGACUUCCGCAACUCUCCGGUCCGUUCUUACAACCCAAGCUGCCAGGCCUUUGUGGACAUUGUAAGCACAACCACGGCCUCGAGCCCGACAGCCAAGCGGUUGCGGUUGCGGGUCAGAAGCCGACCGCACGAGUCGUGCCCAACUCUGGAUUCAUCAUGCCAGUCUGCAUCAUCACCGAACGGAGUGGCCGAUGCUGUCAAGGACCCGGAAGAACAACACGUCAGACUCUGGCCGGUGGACCACAUGCAACAAGACGGGCAUCGAAGCACAUCCCGAGAGCAGCUUUGGAACCAAUAUGUCGACGAGCUUCUGAAUCCCAAGGCGUACUUUGACGACAUCGACUCGGCAAUGGAUGAGAGUGUCAUUGUUUACUCUCCCAAGUCUCUCUACCCUCCCGAUGAGCCACGAUCUAUUGUUCUCGUUUCCUUUGAUCCAAGCCUCCAUUUCGAGGGGCUGUGCCAUGCAAGCUCGACACCGCCACCUUCAAUGUACGACCAGCUGAACAAAGCGAGCUCACCUGAGAGUGGAUGUGACUUUACGAGGAUACGUGGUCUGGACCUGUCUCGCCUCCCAAAGACAAGCGAAGAGAUGACCCAUACGUCCUCCACCACAUCACCGAAUUAG